GGUCUUUUACAUUUGAAAUUCCAUCUAAAACAUAUGCUCAUGCUAUACUAUAAUGGUCCAAUUCCAAUCCCAAGACCUCCCACAACUCCUGAUUAUUCAACCUCCAUUAUGCUUGGCAAUUGCUGAAUCUCAGUUGUCUCAAAAAUUCCAUCUCCUCAAAGCAUGGGAGUCAGAACUCCCUCUAGACCAGUUCUUGACCACCUAUGCAUGCUCAGUCCAAGCCAUGCUUUGCUACCCUUUCACUCAGGUCAAUGCAGACCUCCUCCGGCUACUUCCGGCACUCAAACUUGUUGUCAGCCCCACUGCUGGGGUCAACAACAUCGAUGUGGUCGAGUGCCGGCGGCGUGGAAUAUCAGUGACCACUUCUGGGAGUGCAUUCUCAGAAGAUGUUGCUGAUACUGCCGUAGGUUUGCUCAUUGAUGUGCAUAGAAGAAUCUCAGCAGCAGAUCGGUAUGUGAAAGGGCUUUGGACUAGCAAAGGAGAUUAUCCUCUUGGUUCCAAGUUAGGAGGCAAGCGAGUUGGGAUUGUUGGAUUAGGAAGCAUUGGCUCUGAAAUUGCAAAAAGACUGGAGGCCUUUGGGUGCAUUGUCUCAUACAACUCAAGGAGCAAAAAUCCAUCUUUAACAUACCCCUUCUAUUCCAGUGUUCAUGAACUUGCAGCCAAUACUGAUGCCCUCAUCAUCUGUUGUGCAUUGACAGACCAAACCCGCCACAUGAUCAACAAGGAAGUCUUAUCUGCACUGGGAAGAGAGGGAGUGAUUGUCAACGUUGGACGGGGGGCUAUUAUUGAUGAGAAGGAAUUGGUGAGGUUUCUGGUGCAUGGAGAGAUUGGAGGCGCUGGUUUGGAUGUGUUUGAGAAUGAGCCUCAUGUUCCUGAAGAACUCUUUGCUUUGGACAACGUUGUUCUGUCUCCACAUAACGCUGCUUUUACUCCCGAAUCUGUAGAGAGUUCGAGUCAAAUAGUUAUUGCCAAUUUGGAAGCUUUCUUCUCAAAUGAGCCUUUGGUUACUCCAUUCAUGGAUGACUAAAUUUGAUUUUAUGUGUUGUUUCCUUUAUUUAUUUUCAGACAUUUGUUUUUGGCUGAACUCUGUUCUUGUGGAAGUAAUUCCUUGGCUUGCAAGAAGCUAUGAAUUACAAUGACUCUGAUUAUCUCAUUUGACUGGCAGUUUUCAUUGCUCUUAUUUCCAACAUUUUUCUUAAGCUUGUAA
Molecule: messenger RNA, 1207 nt
Organism: Prunus persica (peach)
Lineage: Eukaryota; Viridiplantae; Streptophyta; Magnoliopsida; Rosales; Rosaceae
Product: glyoxylate/hydroxypyruvate reductase HPR3
Exons: 2
Coding region: 53-1027 (324 amino acids)
Cellular component (GO): cytosol
Molecular function (GO): hydroxypyruvate reductase [NAD(P)H] activity; NAD binding; glyoxylate reductase (NADPH) activity
Source: RefSeq, a predicted model, not a curated record